This is a messenger RNA of Chilo suppressalis (striped riceborer), 4280 nucleotides long. The record is from the annotation of a GenBank genome assembly. Lineage: Eukaryota; Metazoa; Arthropoda; Insecta; Lepidoptera; Crambidae.
GUUAGGUCGGCGUAACGUGCGCGCGCGCCUUUUGAAUCGUUAACGACGGGCGAAACUUUCGGUGCCUUAUUCAGUCCACGACUGUCUUUCUACCAGGGCAGACGACAGGACGGCUAUGGUCCAGUUCUGACUUUUUUACGAAAAUAUUUUUUUUCGACCAGAGUUUAUAUCGCACACUUGUGAAACUUUUUGCUUUGUGUUGUUUUUUUUUGCGUGCUAUAUUUGUUGGUGAACUUUCUUUGCGUGUGCUGACUGUGUGUUGUGGUGAAGGAUCUAUACAUCCUAAGUGGGAAAUUUAUCUGGGAACUCAAAAAUGUGGCCACCGAGAUUGAUACGGUGGAGUGUCGCCAUCGUACUCAUCAUAGCAGUGAUAGCACCAUCAUCAGACUCCGCCACAAAUGUAAGAAGAAGACUAAGGAAGCCGUCCAAAGUCACUUCGGUGACGACCAGCGUGUCCAAGUCUACAGACCAAGUACUCUCAGCCAGUGUGAACAGGCCCAAGAUCCGAGGUCGGCCGAGCAUUGCCAGCAGAAAGUCCUCUGCUGCUUUGGACAACUCAGUUGGGACUGACGAACAUAAAAACAAGGAUGGAUACAAGGUGGUCUGUUACUACACCAACUGGUCCCAAUACAGAACCAAGAUCGGCAAAUUCAUGCCCGAGGACAUUCAGCCGGACCUCUGCACCCACAUCAUAUUCGCCUUCGGUUGGCUGAAGAAGGGCAAGCUCAGCUCCUUCGAGUCAAACGAUGAGACCAAGGACGGAAAGACUGGGUUGUACGACAGAAUAAACAGUCUGAAGAAGGCCAAUCCUAAGUUGAAGACUUUGUUAGCUAUUGGUGGUUGGUCGUUCGGCACCCAAAAGUUUAAGGAGAUGUCUGCUUCCCGUUACGCGAGACAAACGUUUAUAUACUCCGCCAUCCCGUACCUGAGGGACAGGAGCUUCGAUGGCCUGGAUGUGGACUGGGAAUACCCUAAAGGUGGCGACGACAAGAAGAACUACGUGCUGCUGCUCAAAGAACUGAGGGAAGCCUUCGAAGCGGAAGCACAGGAAGUGAAGAAGCCACGACUUCUGCUGACGGCUGCUGUGCCAGUCGGCCCUGACAACAUCAAGAGUGGUUACGAUGUACCAGCAGUGGCGGGUUACCUGGACUUCAUCAAUUUGAUGGCGUACGAUUUCCAUGGUAAAUGGGAACGCGAGACCGGCCACAAUGCACCACUGUACGCACCAUCAUCGGACUCUGAGUGGAGGAAACAACUGUCUGUGGACCACGCAGCCCACCUGUGGGUCAAAUUGGGAGCUCCCAAGGAUAAACUCAUAAUUGGUAUGCCGACCUACGGACGCACCUUCACCCUGUCGAAUCCCAACAACUUCAAAGUGAAUUCGCCGGCCAGCGGGGGCGGCAAGGCGGGAGAAUACACAAAGGAGUCCGGAUUUCUAGCUUAUUACGAAGUAUGUGAAAUACUGCGCAACGGUGGGACGUACGUUUGGGAUGACGAAAUGAAGGUUCCGUACGCCAUCCAGGGAGAUCAGUGGGUUGGCUUCGAUGACGAAAAGUCGAUCAGAAACAAAAUGAGGUGGAUCAAAGACAAUGGCUUCGGUGGUGCUAUGGUCUGGACUGUCGACAUGGAUGACUUCAGCGGCGACGUGUGCGGUAACAACGUCAAAUACCCGCUCAUCGGUGCCAUGAGGGAGGAACUCCGAGGCAUAUCCCGUGGUAAAGACGCCAAGGACGUUGACUGGUCUGAAGUAGCAUCUAGCGUGGUUGUGGAAGUGACUGAGAAGCCAGAGCCCAUCAAGAUCAGCCUCUCCGAUGUUCUGACAAGGGUCAAGAAACCACACAAGAGUCACAUUAUUAAGAACAACAACGCUUUGGCCGUGGUCGAUAAAAACAAGCGCGAUCCUCAAGUGCUUUGCUACCUCACAUCCUGGUCCUCCAAAAGACCCAGUGCCGGUCGCUUCACCCCAGAGAACGUUGAUCCCACCCUCUGUACUCACGUCAUCUACGCUUUCGCCACGCUCAAGGAUCAUAAACUCGCUGAAGGCGAUGAGAAAGACGCUGACAUGUACGAUAAGGUCGUGGCUUUAAGAGAAAAGAACCCGAAUUUGAAGAUUCUUCUAGCUAUCGGUGGAUGGGCCUUCGGCUCAACCCCCUUCAAGGAGCUGACCUCCAACGUGUUCCGCAUGAACCAGUUCGUUUACGAGGCGAUCGAGUUCCUCAGGGACUAUCAGUUCAACGGUCUCGACGUCGACUGGGAAUACCCGAGAGGAGCUGACGACCGCGCAGCCUUCGUGUCUUUACUCAAAGAACUGCGACUUGCCUUCGAAGGUGAAGCCAAAACUUCUGGACAGCCCAGACUACUGCUCACAGCUGCUGUACCCGCAUCAUUUGAAGCCAUCGCCGCUGGAUAUGACGUUCCAGAAAUCUCGAAAUAUUUGGACUUUAUAAACGUUAUGACUUACGAUUUCCACGGCCAAUGGGAGAGACAAGUUGGACACAACAGCCCUCUGUUCCCUCUUGAGAGCGCAACCAGUUACCAGAAGAAACUCACGGUGGACUAUUCGGCUCGUGAGUGGGUGCGCCAGGGUGCUCCUAAGGAAAAACUGAUGAUUGGUAUGCCGACCUACGGUAGAUCAUUCACUCUUAUCAACGACACUCAAUUCGAUAUUGGAGCCCCUGCUUCUGGCGGCGGUCAAGCAGGCCGUUACACGAACGAAGCUGGCUUCAUGUCAUACUACGAAAUUUGUGAAUUCCUGCGGGAAGAUAACACGACUCUGGUAUGGGACAACGAACAGAUGGUGCCUUUCGCGUACAGAGAAGAUCAAUGGGUCGGCUUUGAUGACGAGAGAUCACUAAAGACUAAGAUGGCUUGGUUAAAGGAAGAAGGUUUUGGUGGUAUAAUGGUUUGGUCUAUCGACAUGGACGAUUUCCGCGGAUCAUGUGGUACCGGAAAGUAUCCACUAAUUACGGCAAUGAAGCAAGAACUGUCCAGCUACAAAGUCAAGCUCGAAUACGACGGUCCUUAUGAGUCAUCUCACCCGAACAGCGGACAGUACACUACAAAAGAUCCUAACGAGGUUACCUGUGAAGAAGAAGAUGGCCACAUUUCCUACCACAAAGACAAAGCCGACUGCACCAUGUACUAUAUGUGCGAAGGCGAAAGGAAACAUCACAUGCCAUGCCCUCAGAACCUCGUCUUUAAUCCCAACGAAAACGUUUGCGAUUGGCCAGAAAAUGUAGAAGGCUGCCAACACCACACUCAAGCGCCUGCGGCUAAACGAUAGACUUAAAUAUUGAUUAUUAACAAAUAGGAAUCAGUAAUUAUCUAUCCAUGUUUACUCUACUUUCGUAAAUUAAAGAACAAAAUAAUUUUAUUUCUACUGAAAUUUAAUUAGAAUUAUGUCAAGAAACAGAUUAUGCUCAUAAUUAAAAAUGGUAUACAUUUAAAAACAUGAGCGUUCAGACUAUCGUUUAUAUCUAGAUGACAUGUUAAUUUGUAACACGUGUGCGUGUGUGGAUAUUGCUUUUUGAUUGUUGGCGCAUUAAAUUAAUAUUUAAUCAUCAAAUUGUUGGAGAUAUCGAAAUAUUGGUAAGUGUCUAACUCUGGAACACCAAUAUUUGAAGAAAAGAUAUUUAGAAAGAAACCUCUUGAACUGGACACGUUUAUUUAUUGGCUUCGGUUUGUCUCGGUUUACGGACGGGGUUCGUGUGAUAUAAAUGUAAAUUUACUUAAACUUACUACACAGUAGAUAUAUAUUAUAUUAUCUAUUGUUAAAUUAUAUUUUAGUGAAUUAUAAUUAUGUCUCCUAAAGUUACACAAUAUAUUUUGGAAAAUGAUACCUGUAAAGAUGGUUACGUCGAAUUAAAUUAUAUUUUAUAAAAAUAUUAACAAAACCAAGAAUGUGUUCAAAUUGUUUCCUUAUUAUACUAAACCAAACUUGUAAAUUGGUUUGUAAACAUCAUCAAAAUAAUGCUUUAUAGGUUUUAAAUCUUCACGCGUGGUAUUGUGUAUCCUUAGGACUAUUUUUAGGUUUAGUGUUUCAUAGUUCUUAAGUAGUACUGUAAAGCUUUUUUUUAUUUUAAUACUCAAAAAUAAACUAAAACACAGCCUUUUACACUGCCACAGUGACAAAAAUAAUAAUGUGACAUUACAUUGUAAUUGAUUUAUUUUAAGUUUGUAAAUAUUGUAUUUAGAUACAAAAGAUGUAAGAGUAUUAUUAAAUAUUUUUCUAAAGAUUAUUUUUUCUUUUAUAUUUCCAUUCAAUUUUAAAUAUGAAACAU